AGCGGAAGUGGGGCGGGACCUGCAGCGGGGCGGAAGCGGCUUCGCUCCGGACGCGCCGGGGCUGGAGAUGGCCCGGGCUCGAGGCGCGGCCGCGGCGCCGGCGGGCAAGGCGGGAUGCGGGCGCUCCGGCCGGCCGCGGGCGCGGCAGCGGCUCCCGCAGGGGAAGCGGCGCAGCAAGCCGCGGACGAAGGUCAACUCCCGGCCCGAGGGCGCGGACCAGCAGGACAUCCCCUUCCGGCUCCGCGAGAUCAUGAGGAGCCGCCAGGAGAUGAAGGCCCCGCUCAGUAACAAGAAGAGGAGGAAGCAGGCCCAGGCGACCUUCAAGAAGACGUUAGAGCAGGAAGCGAAAGGAGAGGAGCCCGACAUCCCCGUGCCCAAGUUCAAGCGGAGGAAGUGGGAGUCGGACAGGGCCUACGUCCAGCGCAUGGAGCAGGAGGCCCAGCACGUGCUGUUCCUCACCAAGAACCAGGCCGCCCGGCGCCCAGAGGUGCAGGUGCCAGCCAAGAAGUCUGAGCGCAAGAAAGCGUUCCAGAGGCGGCGUCUGGAUAAGGUCCGGCAGCGGAGGGAGGACCAGGCUGCCGACCGGCUGGAGCUGGAGCUGCUCCGAGAUACGGUGAAGUUCGGUGAGGUCGUCCUGCAGCCCCCGGAGCUGACUGCCAAGCCCCGGAAGAGCAUUGGCCAGGAGGAGCCUGGCAAGAAGUCGCUGAUGCUGAGUUCGCUCUUGAGCCCCGGAGUGCCCCAGCCCCUGCGCAGCUCGCUGGCCCGGGAGCGCAUCAUCAGGGCGGAGAGGGAGCGGGCCGUGCAGGCCUACAGAGCGCUGAAGCAGCAGAAGCAGCCGCGGCAGGGGCCACAGCCUGCACGGCCACGCGGCCCUGUUCCCCAGAAGCGGGAGCCACUUCACUGACAGUGGGGCAGCAGGGCCCCCGGACACCGGGGAUGCAGGGCUCUGCCCCCGGACACUGGGGAUGCAGGGCGCUGCCCCAGCUCUCCACACUGAAGGCUGCCCUGCCGCAGUGACCAUCCAUGGGCCCGGAUCUCACGCCACAUGUCCCGUGGGGGCAGUGUCUAGAGCCUGGUGUGGUUCCCAGCUUUGUUCUGAAGCAAAGUCCAGGCCAACACAGCCCACGCACUUCAGGGCAUGCCCGUUGCCCGUCGCAGGACUCUGCCCCUGGACUGGUGACUGGGGUCAGCGCGUGUGGCAGAGGCUCGCGAGUCAGCCCUGCUCGGGGGAGGCACCCAGAGCUGGCCAGAGGCCUCACGGCACAGCCAGACCUCAGCCCCGUUCUGAGGAUGCCACUGGGCGCCGCUCCGCACGCAGAGUGGACAGCUGGCCGUAGGCGUGGCUGGGACUCUACACCCUCACCCUCAGCUGGGGAACGCCUGGACUCGGCACUCGGCAGCCUUGACCCUGACACCGGGGACCGUCUCCAAGCCGGCAGCACGCCCCACGGUGCCGGGCGCCUGCACAGCGGCCAGGAGUGGGAGUGAGGCCUGCCUCUGCUCCCCGCAGCGUCACAGGGGCCUGCACUGGCCUUGCAGGGCCCCCUUCUGUGGGUGCUCGUGUUCCUACAGGGCCGUGAGUGGCUGCAGCCGGCUGUGAACAGCAGACUCCCCCGGGUCCCUGGGCCAUCGCUGAAGGCUGCUGCAGCCUGUGGGACAGAUUAAAGAGGCUGUGUGCUCUGUGCUA
This is a messenger RNA of Oryctolagus cuniculus (rabbit), 1687 nucleotides long. It is a transcript of the gene CCDC137, whose product is annotated as coiled-coil domain containing 137. NCBI's taxonomy places the organism in Eukaryota, Metazoa, Chordata, Mammalia, Lagomorpha, Leporidae. The record is from RefSeq and is a predicted model, not a curated record. Gene Ontology annotation, cellular component: nucleus.